AUGAGAUUCUUUUCACUGUCCUGUAGAACAUUAAUUCCCACAUAUAAAGUGGCAGUUGUAGGAUCCGGACCGUCGGCUUUCUACACAGCUUAUCAUGUAUUGUCUAAGAAACCCGAAACGUUCAAUGUUACAGUGGAUUUCUUCGAAAAACUACCCACUCCUUUUGGAUUAAGUAGAUAUGGUGUAGCACCAGAUCAUCCCGAAGUUAAGAACUGUGAAGAUUACCUAAGAACCAUGAUGAAAGAUUCACCGGUAAGAUUUUUUGGUAAUGUAACUGUAGGUAAGGAUAUAACGUUGGGCGAAUUGGAACAAAGUUAUCAUUCCAUUUGUUUAGCAUAUGGUGUAGAUAAUGAUAAUUCCUUAGACAUCCCAGGUUCGGAUAGUCCACAGGUUAUCCCUGCAAGGCAGUUUGUCAAUUGGUAUAACGGUUAUCCUACAGACUUUAAGCCCCCCAAUUUAGAGGGUAUCGAAGACGUUACUAUAAUUGGGAACGGUAAUGUAGCUUUAGAUGUUGCUAGAGUUUUGUUGGCACCCAUAGAUCACUGGAAGCCCACUGAUAUAAGUGAAGAUGCUUUGGAAGUUCUCAGAGGGUCCACAGUCAAAAAUGUCAAUAUUGUAGCCAGAAGAGGAUUAUUAGAAUCAGCAUUCACCACCAAGGAAAUCAGAGAAUUACUUGAUUUAAGUAAGAAAGGGAUUAAGUUUAUUCCUAUUGAGGAGUCAUUAUGGGAAGAUUUUGUUCCUUCUAUCAAUAAACUCGAUAGACCGAAUAAAAGAAAAUUCACUACCAUUCAGAAACAUUUAAAUCAACAAAUCGAACAUCCUCAAAAGACUUGGAGCUUACAAUAUAUGAAAUCUCCUAAAGAGUUCGUCACCGAGAACGGUAAACUUGCCAAAACCAUCUUCACGAAAAAUGAGUUGGUAGAAGGCAAAGUCGUGGCCCAAGAUGAACAAAUUGAGGUCAAGAAUGAACUUGUGAUUUUAUCUAUUGGUUACAGAGGAUCUUCCAUUGCUGGGAUGGAGAGAUAUUUCUUGGAUAGAGAAAGCAGACUUCAAAAUAAAGGAGGAAGAGUCAAACCCGGUUAUUACACCUCAGGAUGGAUUAAAAAUGGACCUAAAGGGAUCAUUGCUAGUACAAUGAUGGAUUCCUUCGACACUGGGUUCAAUAUGCUUGAGGAUUUAAACAACGGGGAGUAUCUUCAGGGUGAAAAAGCUGACAUUACGGAAAAAUUGCCCAAUGCGGUAACUUGGGAUCAAUGGUUGAAACUUGAUGAUUUUGAACUCAAACAAGGGGAGGCCAAGGGUAAAUCAAGAGAUAAAGUCAAUAAUAUAGAGAAGAUGUUGGAAAUUGUAAAUAGUUAA
This is a messenger RNA of Yamadazyma jaroonii, 1359 nucleotides long. NCBI's taxonomy places the organism in Eukaryota, Fungi, Ascomycota, Pichiomycetes, Serinales, Debaryomycetaceae. The record is from the annotation of a GenBank genome assembly.